This is a messenger RNA of Dendroctonus ponderosae (mountain pine beetle), 2022 nucleotides long. It is a transcript of the gene DNApol-alpha73, whose product is annotated as DNA polymerase alpha subunit B. Bases 188 to 1897 code for a protein of 569 amino acids. The transcript is spliced from 9 exons. Gene Ontology annotation, cellular component: alpha DNA polymerase:primase complex. The record is from RefSeq and is a predicted model, not a curated record. Gene Ontology annotation, molecular function: DNA binding. Lineage: Eukaryota; Metazoa; Arthropoda; Insecta; Coleoptera; Curculionidae. Gene Ontology annotation, biological process: DNA replication initiation; DNA replication.
AAACAUUUAAAAUUUUACAAUGUACAGUUUUCCGAUCCCAGAGCUCAAAAUCACAUAAAACAAAUAUACCUGUUUGCUCUUGGAUAACUGUCAGGAUUGUCAGUUAUUCCCGCCAUUCGAGUAAAAGCCCCAAUCUAAUUGUUUUGUGAUAGUGUUUCUUUAUUUUGUUAAUUAUUAACGCCGGCUGAUGGCUUCAGUAGACGAUAUUACCGGUCAGUUUGAAUUGUUCAACAUAAAGCCCACUAACGAAGUGGUCUCGAAAUGUUUGGACUUGUGUUUGAAAUACAAUAUCAGCGGAGAGGAUAUGGUGGACCAGUGGUUUGCCUAUACAACCUCGGUGUUGAAUGGCGCAGCCCCAUCAUUGGAAUACCUGGAGAAAUUGGAGAGAAAGGAGUUGAUGAAGAAGAAGGAUCACACUGAUCAACAUACAUCGCCUGUGGUCGUCUCUGAGGAGUUGCUGGAUAAGCCUGAUAAUCUGAUAAGAACUCCAAAGGGAAACCAUGGCGGACCAAAGAGGAUUCAAACCCCCGCCGCACAUGGCCGAAAGUUAUUGGAUGAAAACAUGGACAUUUCAAUAACAAGCAGCCCUAGUGGUUCGUGCAUCGUGUACGCUCAACGACCAGAUUCCCGAUCAGUUCGAUGCUCCUACGGCUUGGCCAAAGCUAAAUUCCAUCGGUCUGGAGAUCUGGACCUGCAGGUGAAGCCUCUAUAUGAAGACGGCCUGCAGCCCAAUCAGAAAUGGAUGCACGAAGUGCUGGGCAGAAGAUCCAAGUGCAUCGACAUGAUGAUUGAAGAUUUCUUCAGCGCCAUUAUGCACAAGCACCAGCUGAAGCUACCCGAUGUUCAGGAUACUAUUGGGGAUGGUAUUCUGCUUUAUGGACGGAUAAUUAGCGACGCGGGUGGCAAGCUGAACAAUCAGUCGGUUUUACUGGAGCAAACACAGGCGCACAGGGGUAACACGGUGACUUUGAAUCUGUCGAAGCUUAAGAAAUACUCACUGUUUUCUGGACAAGUGGUGGCAGUGAAAGGGACCUACUUGAAAAGCGGCAAUCAGAAGGACAAGUUUGUUGUGGAUGCGAUUUAUUCGGACGCCAGUUUUCACUUUUUGCCUGACCCACCUCUGAUCAAAGAUACUCUACAAGUUGUGGUGGCUUGCGGACCGUUCACAGUGCGGGACAACCUUUGUUUCGAGCCACUCAGCGACCUUCUGCAGUACGUGAAAGAAUACAAGCCGCAUGUGCUGAUUCUAACCGGUCCGUUCUACGACGAAAACCACCAAGGAGUUCACAAUGGCGAGCUGAGACAAUCUACGGAUAGUUUUUUCCGCGACCUGAUUCACAGUACCAUGCACGAAGUGCCAGAAACUCAUGUGAUUGUCGUUUCUUCUCGGAAGGAACCGCAUCACUUUCCCGUCUAUCCGACUCCUCCUUACGAAGUGGGUCAGGACUAUGCGAAUCUUACUUUAAUGCCCGAUCCCUGUAUGGUGAAUAUCAAUGGACUGGUUGUUGGUACUACCACAGCGGAUAUUCUGUUCGAUAUUGGGAGUUUUGAGUGUAGCGUCGAUCAAUCGAACCGCGGGCCGCCAGACCGUAUAGGCCGCUUGGCUUCAUAUCUGUUGACGCAGCAAAGCUUCUACCCCCUAGAUCCAGCUGGUAAGGACGUAUACAUAGAUCUCACCCUCAUGGAAAGAAAUGGAGUGAUGGAGGUGAAACCGCACAUUUUAAUUUUGCCGUCCAACUUGAGGUUUUUUGUCAAGGAAAUCAACGGUUGCUUGGUAGUCAACCCAGAAAGACUCUCAAAAGGAUCCGGAGGCGGUUCGUUUGCCCGGAUUGAAAUAUCACCCGGUUCGACGCAGAGUAUUUGCGGACGAACUGCUUGCGAAGUGCUGAAAAUCUAACUCUUAGAGGAAUAAGAAUUAGUAAAAGAUAUCGUUUAUUUAUUUUAUGGAAAUAUUCAAUAUUUCUAGUGUUUCAGUUCAUGGUUUUUUAUUCGUAGAGAGUAAUUACAACGAGUAUAAAGCUG